AUGGAAAACGACCCGCUGCUCGCAGCUCUCAACCAGGAGGCGCCCGAGGUGGCUGCCACACCCACAGAUCCCGAGCGGGAAAAGGCGAUCGAGUCGUUCAAGAGAAAACUCAAGGAGCAUCGAGAGUACGAGGUCAAGCUCAAGGACUUGCGACUGGGCAUCAGAGACCUCGAGCGCAAAUUCGACAAGACCGAGGACGACAUCAAGGCGCUACAGUCGGUAGGCCAGCUGAUUGGCGAGGUUCUUAAGCAGCUGGAUGAGGAGCGGUUCAUCGUCAAAGCCUCCAACGGCCCCCGAUACAUUGUGGGCUGUCGGUCCAGCAUCAAGAAGGAGAAGCUGCUGCAGGGUGUGCGUGUGUCUCUGGAUAUGACCACUUUGACUAUCAUGCGAAUUCUUCCCCGAGAGGUCGAUCCUCUUGUCUACAACAUGACCACGUUUGAGCCUGGAGAGCUGACCUUCUCCGGUAUCGGUGGCCUCAACGAGCAGAUCCGUGAACUCAGAGAGGUCAUUGAGCUGCCUCUGAAGAACCCCGAGCUGUUUUUGCGAGUCGGAAUCAAGCCUCCCAAGGGUGUGCUUCUGUACGGCCCUCCCGGAACAGGAAAGACCCUGCUGGCCAAGGCCGUGGCCGCCACUAUUGGCGCAAACUUCAUCUUCUCGCCCGCCUCAGCUAUCGUCGACAAGUACAUUGGAGAGUCUGCCCGUCUGAUUCGAGAAAUGUUCGGAUACGCCAAGGAACACGAGCCCUGUAUCAUCUUCAUGGACGAGGUGGACGCCAUUGGAGGACGUCGAUUUUCCGAGGGAACCUCCUCCGACCGAGAAAUCCAGCGAACGCUCAUGGAGCUGCUGAACCAGAUGGACGGUUUCGACUAUCUCGGAAAGACCAAGGUCAUCAUGGCCACCAACCGGCCCGAUACUCUGGACCCCGCCCUGCUGCGAGCAGGCCGUCUGGACCGAAAGAUCGAGAUCCCACUGCCCAACGAGGCCGGCCGUCUGGAGGUGUUUAAGAUCCACGCUGCUGGCGUUCAGAAGCAGGGCGAAAUCGAUUACGAGGCCCUGGUCAAGAUGAGCGACGGUUUCAACGGAGCAGAUAUCCGAAACGUGGUCACCGAGGCUGGCUUCUUUGCCAUCCGAGACGAUCGGGACUACAUUGUUCAGAACGAUCUGCUCAAGGCCUGCAGAAAGGUGUCCGAGAACAAGAAGCUGGAGGGUAAGCUCGAGUACGAGAAGUUGUAG
This is a messenger RNA of Yarrowia lipolytica CLIB122, 1233 nucleotides long. RefSeq lists its product as uncharacterized. Lineage: Eukaryota; Fungi; Ascomycota; Dipodascomycetes; Dipodascales. Gene Ontology annotation, cellular component: cytosolic proteasome complex; proteasome regulatory particle, base subcomplex. Gene Ontology annotation, biological process: positive regulation of RNA polymerase II transcription preinitiation complex assembly. Gene Ontology annotation, molecular function: ATP binding; ATP hydrolysis activity; proteasome-activating activity. The record is from RefSeq and is a predicted model, not a curated record.